Messenger RNA from Cylicocyclus nassatus, 300 nucleotides. The record is from the annotation of a GenBank genome assembly. NCBI's taxonomy places the organism in Eukaryota, Metazoa, Nematoda, Chromadorea, Rhabditida, Strongylidae.
AUGCCAUUGAAGUGCUACCGGUGCUCCUAUCAAGCAACCCGUGCCGAUUCGUAUGAGCAUCUUAGACAUUACUUUCCUGAUGAGCAGCCGUCAAAGGUCGACGCUGCACAUGUUAUCGGAGUACUGGGAGAUGUGGACUUGAGAAAUGGAAAAUCUGUCCAGAAGGAAGGUGCUAGUGAACUGACGACCAUUAGUGGAGAGACGAAGCCCCUCAGCGAGUUUAGCGCCAGAGAAGCUUUGGAAGCCAUGGUUGGACCUGAAAAAGCAAUUCCGGUAAACGGUUUGUCUAUAAGCCGGUAG